UCCCCGCCUGCAAACCAAGCCAGUGGGGCCUCGGCUGGCUCCGAGGUGGGCCGGGAGGAGUUAGGCGCUCCGUGUAGUUUCAGCAGCGGAGGAAAGAGGCGGGAACGCUUCCUUCGCGGUUCCCGGGCAUGAACCGCGCCGGCUUUUGCGCGUCCAGGGACUUGAGCCGGAGGUCGGGAAAGAGCGCCCUGAACGAGGGAACCGAGACCUUCCGAAGAGGGCCCCGGCGCGGGAGAUGUGCUGCUUGCCGGCGGCUCCUGGAGCAGCAUGUUCCCCGAUACUGGCGCUAACACCUCCUCCGGCAGGUGCAGCGGGCAGCUGGAGCCCGCGGUCGGCUCCGGCGCUCCUGGAGCUCCAAGUCCCGGGGGCGGAGAAACCUGCAAAAAGAGUAGCAGCGUCCCAGCCGCGGCCGAAGGCGACGGCGAAGAGGACGAAGAAGAGGCGACGUUGGCGAGGGCUUCCGCCUUGCCGACCAGCUCCAUGCUGGCCACCGGAGUGGGAAUGCUGGGGCUGGCCGUCUCCCUCUUCCAUCUAGGGCAGGGGCAGCAGCAGCCGGAGGAGGAGGAGACCGGCGGGCAGCUGUACGUGGCCUGGCUCCUGCUCCGGCUCGUCCUGUACCUGGUUUGCGCUGCCAGCGCCUUCUUGCUCGGCAUCUUGGUGGCUAUGGGGAGCCGAAGUCGCGGCCGCCCCCGACGCCCGCCGGAUUUCCUCGCCGCUUGGAAGCGCCGUUACCUGGGAAGGGCGAGCUCUGCUCCCCUCUGGCGAGCUGCCGCGAACCUCUUAUCUGGAAAUGUACACGAACCAGUCCAGUCAAGGAGAGUGGUGAUUUCUCAUAACAUGGACAAAGCCCUGAAAGAAGUGUUUGACUACAUCUACCGAGAUUACUUUUUGUCUUGGUAUGGAAACCUCAGCAGAGAUGAAGGACAGCUGUAUCAUCUACUGUCUGAAGACUUCUGGGAGGCUGCCAAGCAGCUGCGGCACAGGCUCAGUCACAUUGAUAUAGUUAAAGUCAUUUGUAAUGAUGUAGUGAAAGCUGUGCUCAACCAUUUCUGUGAUCUCAAAGCAGCCAAUUCCAGAUUGGAAGAACAACCACGACCAUUUUUACUGCACCCAUGUUUGAGGAGCUCUGAAGAAGAAGCCAGAUUCCUGCAAGCAUGCUCUCAAAUUCUGGUCUACUGUCUUCUGCCCUCAAAGGAUGCUCAGUCUUUAAGCUUGAGAAUAGUCCUAGCAGAGAUACUUGCAGCAAAAGUACUGAAACCAAUGGUAGAACUAUUGAGUGAUCCAGAUUACAUCAACCACAUGUUGCUUGUGCAGAUGGAGUACAGAGAACAGCUGCUUGAGCAUCACAAGAGAGCCUAUACCUAUGCUCCUUCUUAUGAAGAGUUCAUCAAGCUUAUUAACUGUAACUCAGAUAUUGAGUUCCUCAAACAAUUAAGGUAUCAGAUUGUGGUGGAAAUAGUACAAGCAACCACUAUCAGCAGCGUCCCCCAGUUGAAACGUCAGAAGGAGAACAAGGUUAAAGAGACUGCUGCAAUGAAAGCAGAUCAUCUGAGGGCCAGAAACAUGAAAAGGUACAUCAAUCAACUGACUGUAGCAAAAAAACAAUGUGAAAAGCGCAUACGACUUCUGGGAGGCCCUGCUUAUGACCAACCAGAAGAUGGUGUUUUUGAGGAUAGUGAUGGUCCUCAGAGCCAGAAGAUACUUCAGUUUGAAGAUAUAUUGUGUAACCCAUCCUACAGAGAGUACUUUAAAAUAUACAUGGAAAGAAUGGAUAAGAGGGUUCUGAUCAGCUAUUGGGAAUUUGUAGAAUACUUGAAGAAUGCUAACAAGGCUGAAAUACCUCAACUUGUGAGUCAAAUCUAUCAGAAUUUUUUUGUGGAAAGCAGAGAAAUUCCUGUGGAAAAAUUACUCUACAAAGAGAUUCAGCAGAGCCUUGUGGGUAACAAGGGCAUUGAGGUGUUUUACAAAAUUCAGGCUGAUGUUUAUGAAACACUGAAGGACAGGUACUAUCCAUCGUUCAUUGUCAGUGAUUUAUAUGAGAGGCUGAUCAAGAAAGAAGAGAGGAGUUCCAUCCAGAUGGUAUCUGAUGACAAAGAUGACGUGAGACAAGUCUGUGAAGAAGUUAUUGAUGAAGGAAGCUCAGAAAUUAAUGAGCAGGCCAGUUACGCUGUAAAUAAGCUACGCCAAUUAAAUGACAAACUUGAAUAUAAGAGACAAGCUCUAAAUUCUCUCUGCAGUUCACCAAAACCUGACAAAAAGAUUGUUUCUACAUUGAAAGAUGAAAUCAGUCUGAUGGAGCGAGAACACAGUGACCUUCAAUUACACAUUGAAAGAACAGACUGGUGGUGUGAAAAUCUUGGCAUGUGGAAAGCCUUCAUUAAUACUGGGGAGGUUAUUGAAGAAAAUGGUGAACAAGUGCCCUAUUAUUCUGUCAUAGUGAUACUACAGGAGAUUGGCAGGGCUGAAGCAAAGGAGUGGACAGUCGUCCGAAAGCUCAGCGCGUUUCAAAGUCUGCAUCGGAAACUCAGCGAGUGCUUUCCAUCAUUAAAGAAAGCUCAGUUGCCUUCACUCAGCAAAUUGCCCUUUAAAUCUGUAGACCAGAAAUUCAUGGAGAAAUCCAAGAACCAAUUAAAUAAUUUCUUACAGAAAUUGCUUUCUGAUGAAAGGCUGUGUCAGAGUGAAGCACUUUAUGCCUUCUUAAGCCCUUCUCCUGAGUACCUUAAGAUUAUCGACAUACAGGGGAAGAAGUCUUCUUUUUCACUCUCUUCAUUUUUGGAGAGGCUUCCGGGUGAUCUCUUUUCUCAUCAGGAGGAAGAAACUGAAGAUGAUGAUUUAUCUGACUAUGGGGAUGAUGUGGAUGGGAAACGGGAUGCCCUUGCAGAGCCUUGUUUCAUGCUGAUAGGAGAGAUUUUUGAGCUGCGAGGAAUGUUUAAGUGGGUGAGGAAGACACUAAUUGCACUAGUUCAGAUCACUUUUGGAAGAACCAUCAACAAACAAAUUCGUGACACUGUAAAUUGGAUCUUCAGUGAGCCAAUGCUCGUUUACUAUAUCAAUACAUUCCGAGAUGCAUUUUGGCCAAAUGGGAAACUGGCAUCCAACACAAAGCCUACAAGUGAAGAGCAGAGCCAAGAGACAAAACAGAAAGCACAGCAAAAACUACUUGAAAACAUUCCAGAUACUCUCCAAAGUCUUGUUGGACAGCAAAAUGCUCGCCAUGGGGUAAUCAAAGUGUUCAGCGCACUUCAAGAAACCAAGGCCAAUAAGCAUCUUCUUUAUGUAUUAUUGGAAGUGCUGCUACUUGAAUUGUGUCCUGAAAUGCGAAUUCAUUUAGAGCAAGUUAAAGCAGCUCAGAUUUGAAUGUGCAGGUGAAUUGUUAAGAAGAAUGUCUGUUGGUAAUAAUAGACAUUAAACUUAUUUCCCUCUUUUCCAUAGAGGGUUGAUUGAAAACUUCUGAGAAUUUGUAUUUUUUUCUUUUUUUUAGACUUACACAAAGCAAAGCAGACUUGAAAAGAACAGAUGAUAGAGUAGAAUACCAGCAAUGUGUAGUUUCUGGCUUUUAUUUAACUUGUUAUAUGAUACAGAUUGAAAUGUGAAUGUUAAUAUAAGAUAUAAGAAACAUAAAGUAUUUUAAACAUUUAUGAAAGGUAUUUUGCUUUAGUGAUAUCUUAAUGGAUGUUGUACAGUUAUUUUCUUCGCUGAGGAUGCUGACUGUUCCUCUGUUUUCUUGUGUAUUGAAGAGCCUUGUUGUGCAAUAUAUGUAAAGAUACUGUUUAAAUUUUACUGCUUUUAUUUUUACCAAAGAUUUCCCAUAGUUUGGAGCCUUUGUAAGCAAUAAAUUAUAAAACUAGA
Candoia aspera is the source of this 3849-nucleotide messenger RNA. It is a transcript of the gene SNX25, whose product is annotated as sorting nexin 25. Lineage: Eukaryota; Metazoa; Chordata; Lepidosauria; Squamata; Candoiidae. Gene Ontology annotation, molecular function: phosphatidylinositol binding. The record is from RefSeq and is a predicted model, not a curated record. The transcript is spliced from 19 exons. Gene Ontology annotation, cellular component: endosome. The coding region runs from base 268 to 3357 and encodes 1029 amino acids.